This is a messenger RNA of Prorocentrum cordatum, 12138 nucleotides long. Lineage: Eukaryota; Dinophyceae; Prorocentrales; Prorocentraceae. The record is from the annotation of a GenBank genome assembly.
AUGGAGAACUACGUGAUAGGUGUGUACGGAGAGAGCUUCCGUCCCGUUCUUCGGUGGGCUGCAGAAGCCGAACGCCCCGUGACGAUCGAGGGGGCACAGGCGGCGCACGACGGAGUACCAGAGCUGGAGACCAAGGUCAACCAGCUGUACGCGGCGCUGAUCAGCACGACGGCGGACGGCAGCGAGAGCAACGACCUCGUGACGGGCGCCCCCGAUGGGAACGGUCUCGAAGCCUGGCGGAAGCUCCACCGCAGGUGGGAUCCGACGACAGGUCCGAGGAAGAGGCUGAUCCUGAGGUCGAUCAUCUCGCCUCCGAAGUGCAGCGCGGACGAGCUGGGAUCAGCCUUAGAGAAGUGGAUCCAGCAGAUAGGCAGGUACGAACGCCGCCAAGGAGAAGAUGGUCUAGCCGAGCUGCCGGAGGAUAUCAAGAUGGCGGCCCUCGAGAUGCUCGUGCCUCAGGACAUCGAGAACCACCUCGUCCUCAACAAGCAUCGGCUCGUCACGUUCCAGGACAGUCUGAACGAGGUGAUGACGAUCGUGGAGGCUCGGACCGGCGUGAAGAUCAAGGAGCCAUCGAUCCGUGCGCGGGCACAUCAUCCGGACGACAUGGACGUCGGGUCAUUCGGAGCCCCGAAGGGCAAAGGCAAAGGCAAGGGCAAGGAUGGCAAGAGCAAAGGGAAAGGCAAGACUCAGGAGCCGAAGGGGAAGAGCAAAUCGACGAACGGAUCAUACUCAGGGCACACGGCACCUCGAAGCACCAGCGGGCGCUUCGACGGCUACUGUCGGAACUGCGAGAGAUGGGGCCACAAGGCAUCCGACUGCUGGAAGAGAGAGCAGGGAUCGAGUACGAGGGCUGGAACUGGAUCCGCAACGGGGGCAAGCGCUGGUGGUAAAGUCGGUAGCCGCGGUGGCAAGGCCGGCGGCAAGGCGGCAGGCAGCCUGGAGGAGGAGCCUGAAGCGGAGGUCGCCGCUCUGGACAUGGGCAGCCUGGACUGCCUGGAGCUCGCCAGCGGCAGCGGCCGCGGCGUAGCGGCGGUCGAUCUCUCCCCCUUCGCGCAGGACGACUGGAUGAAGUUCAACUGGGACAGCGGUGCAGCUAUCUCAGCAUUCCCUCGGAGCUUCGCGCCGCCGACGGGAAUGAAGGGCAACGGCAGCACGUAUCGCACGGCCAGUGGUGAGCUCGUCCCGGACGAGGGCAGCUUGCAGCUCAAGGCGGAGGACGAGUACGGAGUGCUACGAGCGCUCAAGGGACGCGUGACGAACGUGCACAAGCCGUUGAUCUCGGUGGGGCAGGCAGCAGGAGCUGGACAGUGUUCAUUCCUGGGUCGCAAUGGCGGCUGGAUAUUCCACGAGAAGAGCCCAAUCGGCAAGCGCGUGGUAGGCAUGCUCGAGAAGGAGGCGAAGGCGGCGAAGCACCAGAUGCUGCCGGUCUAUCGCGAGCAGGGCGUCUACAACUUCUACCUCAAGAAGGGCCAACAUGGCUCGGUUGCUCCUCUCGAGGAGGGACUUUCGGCGAAGUCGAAGUCCGAGCUGGUGGAGCUCCUCAGCGGCAAGUCGAAGGAGGAGCUGCUGGAGAUCCUCGAGAAGACAGACGACGAGACGGCGGUGCCGGUGGUCUCGUCCGACUACGCCUUCAUGGGCCAGGACGACGCGGACACCAUGCCGAUGCUGGUACUUAGGGAUCGGCGCUCGAAGAUGAUGGCAGCGACAUUCGUGGAGAAGAAGGGCGACGACGCCUACGCCAUCAAGUUCUUCGCACGCUUCUUACGGAUCCUGGGCUACAGGAAGAUCGUCAACAAGUCCGACGGCGAGCCAGCGAUCCUGCUGGUCAAGAGGCGUGCGGUGGAGGAGGUUCCUGGCCUCGAGGCCAUUCCCCAGGAAUCGGCACCGGCCGAUCAUCAGGCCAAUGGGGAGAUCGAGGUCACGGUGCGCGAGAUCAAGAAGCAGGUGCGGGCGCUCAAGAUGGACCUGGAGUCCAAGCUGGGCGUCAAGGUGGAGGACAAGCACCCGGUGCUAGCGCACCUGCCGGAGCACGCCGCAUCGGUAAUCAACCGAUACCGGCGCGGCCAGGAUGGCAAGACCGCUCUUCAGCGGCUCACGGGACGGCAGUGGAGGAAGCCGGUCCCGCUCUUCGGCGAGCGCUUGAUGGCGCGGUUCGCCGGGGAGCGCGCGAGGAAGAACGCGCUGGAGGAGCAGAUGGUGGAGGCUCGCUACAUCGGCCACCACCCGCGCGACGGCUCGAUGAUGGUCAUCACGAGCGACGGCGUGAAGAAGGCGGUCGGCUUUCGCAGCCUGCCGCAGAGCGAGAAGUGGAUCACGGCGGGCUGGGAUGGCCUGAAGGGCCUGCCGUGGGACGUGGCUCCGCGUGCGGCAAGCGCGCCGCGGGCCAUCGUCGGACCUGGAGAGGUCGGACCGCCACCAAUUGUGGUGGUGUCGCCGCAGCCGCAGGCGCCGAGGAGGAUGUACGUCCUCAAGGCGGACGUCGAGCGGCUGGGCGCAACGCCGGGAUGCCCAGGGUGCGUCUCGAUCGCCAAGCACGGCCGGGUGCUGGCUGGCCACGCGCACAACGCGGCGUGCAGCAAGAGGAUCUUCGAAGCGCUGGACGCGGAGGAGGCAGGCCGGGAAAGGACCGGCCAGUAUCGAGAACGGAGGCAGGGCCAAGAGGCCAGAGUCCGACCAGCGGCAGCGGCCGCGGCAGGGACCCCUCCGCCGAAGACGGCUCGGAGGAUCACCGAGCCGGUGGCAGCGGCGGCAGCGGCAUCGGCCGCGCCGGCCGCGGCCCGAUCGGCAGCAGCGCCAGCCGUGGCAGCCACAGCGGCGCGCGUGCGAGAGAGCCAGCCGGUAGCACCGGGCUUCGGCGUGGCGGCUCCUUCAGGAGGAGCGAGCUCCAGUUCGGGAGCGGCGCGAGCGGCAGAGGCCGCCGCGGAUGUCGACAUGACCGCGGCCAGGUCGCGGCUGAAGCGCUUGGCAGAGGUGGCCCCGGAUGACGUGCCGGAGGCCCUCGAGCGCGGUGAUCCACAGCCGGCAGACGUGCCGGUACCGGUGGACAUGGAGGAUCUCGCGGCGCAGCCGGCGCCAGCGGAAGGACCUCAGCUGCCAGCUGGAGUGGCAGUCGUGUGGAACGCCAGUGAGGGGAGGCACAUGCGGGUGCUCGCCCUCGAUAUGGCGUCGAUCGAGCUGGUUGAGCUCGGAGUGCUGACGAGAGCGAAGGCGGAGUUGCUCCCGCUCGUUCGCGAACAGGUCAGUGGCCAUUGGGCCAGCGCCGGCGUGGACAUCGCCGACGAAGAGGUGGACAGCAUCGCCCUAUCGGCGUUGCAGCUGGGCGCCGUGGACGUGGCCGAGGUGUACUCGCCACAUCGGUUCUCGGCUCGGGCAGCGGAAUUUCAGCUGCGCCCGGGCUUCGCGGCGGACCUGGAGGAACUCAAGGAGGACGGGACGCCGUGGGACUUGCGGCGCCCCGAGGAUGUCAAGGAGCUCGAGAGGCAGCAGGAGCGGAUGGAUCCCAUCCUGCUCACGGGGUCCCCUCCUUGCGAGAAGUUCAGCUUGCUGAGGGGCCUGAGCGCCAAGUUCAGGACCGAUGAGCAGGAGGCGGCUGAGAUGGAGGAGGCCAGACACCACCUGAAGGUGGCAGUCGACGCCUACUGGCGUCAGCUCAGGAAGCCAGGCAGGUACUUCCUGCAUGAGCAUCCCUGGAGCGCGCGAUCGUGGAAUGAGGACAUCGUCAAGGAGCUGGUCGCGCAUCCAGGAGUCUUCACGGUCAAAGGCCCCAUGUGUCGGUGGGGCAUGAAGCUCACGAACCCACGCAGUGGUCAGGAGGAGUUCGUGCGCAAGGAGACCGGAUGGGUCACCAACCAUCCAGGCUUAGCCCGGAGGCUGCAGGGCACUUGCAGCAAUGUGGACGGCCGCGCGGAAUGGCAUCGCCACAUCACGCUCGUGGGCGGCAUCGCGCGGUUCGCGAAGGUCUAUCCACCGAAGUUGGUAGAGGCGGUGCUGGAGGAGCUCAAGGACACGCUGAAUGACGUGGGAGAGCUCAGCACCGCCCAGGUGCAGCAGUCGGGCCCAGUCCCUGUGGACGCGGCAGUGCCGCCCGGGGACUGGACGAGUUACUGGGACGACGUCAAUGGCGGCUACCUGGAGGCGGGCCUUGUGGCCCAGGCUCGCGCGGUCGAGCGCGAGUGGGUCAAGAAGCAGGAGCUGAUCGAGAUCGUCCCGAGGUCUCAGGCUUUCGCCGAGACUGGGCGUCCGCCCAUCCCACUCAAGUGGGUCGACACGAACAAGGGUGACGCGGAGAGGCCCAACUACAGGAGCAGGCUCGUCGUGAAGGAGAUCAAGGCGAAGAAGCGCCCCGACGAGCAGCUGGAGGCGUCCGAGGUCUUCUCGGCCAUGCCUCCUCUGGAGGCCAUGCGGUCGCUGGUCUCGCUGAUGGUCACGUGGACGCGGGAAGCACCGCUCCACAUUCAGGAGUCGCUUCGCAAGAAGGGCAGGAAGCCGGGCAACUUCAAGAUCGGCUUCUUCGACAUCAGCAGGGCGCACUUCUACGGGAAGGCGCAGCGGAGGAUCUUCGUAGAGCUGGAGGAGGAGAGUCGCAAGGAGUACGGCGAGGACAAGCGCGGCCUACUCCUCAAGUCCUGGUACGGCACGCAGGACGCCAGCAAGAUCUGGCAGGGCGACUACACGGAGCUGCUGGAGGAACACGGCUACAAGGCGGGCGUGUCGUGCCCAGCGGUCUUCUACAAGGAGGUGGACGAGACGAGGCUGCUGGGGCACGGCGACGACUUCGCGGUGCUGGCUCAGCAGCAGGACAUCGACAGCUUCGAGGCCACGCUGGGCAAGAAGUACGAGUUCAAGAAGACUGCGAACCUAGGCUUCGACGAGGGCGAUGACAAGCAGGCGGUCUUCCUGAAUCGGGUCAUCGAGGUCAGUGCGGGAGUUCCGCCUGGCGGUGGCCGGCCCUGCCGGCAUGCGAUGAUCGAGCCGGACAAGCGGCGCGCGGAGAUCGUGAUCGACGAGUUGGGUCUCAGCAAGGCCAACGGCGUGGACACGCCGAUGGAGAAGCGCAGCGCCGACAAGCAGAUGAUGGAUGCGAAGUCGGCGGCGUUGGGAGCAGCGGAAGCUUCGCGCUUCCGAUCCCUCACCAUGAGGGUGGCCUACCUGUCUCAGGACAGGCUGGACUUGGCAGAGGCAUCGAAGACGCUCGCUAGGUCCAUGCAGACGCCAACGGAGGCGAGCUGGCUCAUGCUCAAGAGGGUUGGCCGCUACCUUAAGCGGCAUCCUAGCACGGUGACGGUUUUCACGGAGCAGAAGAUGUUCGACAAGAUCCGGGUGUACGUGGACUCUGAUCAUGCAGGCUGUGCAGUCACGCGGAAGAGCACAGGAGGCUUCGUGGCGAUGCUAGGGCAUCAUGUAGUCAAGCACGGCAGCAACCUGCAGUCGACGGUUUCAUUGAGCAGCGGGGAGAGCGAGUACUACGCCCUGGUGAAGGGCGGGAGCGUGGGCCUAGGCCUUCACAGCCUCUUCGCGGAUUGGGGGCUGGACCUGAAGGUGGAGCUUGCCUCGGAUUCAUCGGCGGCCCGGGGCCACGUCCAACGGCGAGGUCUCGGGAAGAUGCGACAUGUUCAAUCACGGUACUUGUGGAUCCAGGAGCGUGUUGGCAAGGGCGACAUCUCGAUCGCUGCGGUUCCUGGCAAGAACAAUGUCGCGGACGUGCUGACCAAGAGCGUGGAUCAGGCCGCCACGAAGAUAUUUCGCAAUAGCCUACUCGCAGAGUUCAAAGUUGGCGAUGGCAUGUCUUUCUGGGAUAGUUUCGUGAACAUGUGUGAACAUAGUCUACGGGAGACCGUGGAGACGGACAGCUGGGGCCAUCGGCUGGCACAGUGGCCGCCACCGCAGCGCGCGUGCGUGGAUCCCCGCAGGGAGCGGCGCCGUCGUAGGCAGGAGGGCGGGACCGGAGAGCCGGCGCCCCACCUGCCGAUGGCGCAGCCGCCGGCGACAGGCUACGGCGCCUGCGCAUCCUCGGGCGCCGCGCAGGCGCGGGGGCGCGAGGCCGGCCGCCGCAGGCUGUCGGCGCUGGCGUUCCCCCCGGCCAAGGGCGAGCUGGAGAAGACCGACUUUCCGGAGCUGAGGUCGGUCAUGGUCGACCAGUUGAUGCGCCCGCGCCCUUCAGAGGGGAAGGAAGCCGAGAAGGAGAAGGCUCGGGGCAAGUCCGGCCCGCUGUUCAACUUCGACGUGGUCGAUGACCGGCGCGGCAAGAGGAGCGACGCAGCGGUUGAGAAUAGACGCCGUCAGCUUCAGUUCAAACACGGCCUGAAGGACACAGGCAACAAGCUGCACGACCUCGCGUAUAUCGAGGACCACCCGUCGGAGAAUUCGUCGGGCGCCAUCGAGGAGGCAAAGAAGGAGGUCUUGGAUCAGAUCAUAGACCUCGAGCGCACGAGGCAGGAGAUAGCUGAGAGCAAGGCGAUCGAGCGCAUGGGCGAGCAGAUCCGAGGCGCUACGAACGCGGGAGGAGCCGCACCCGGUCUCGUCGACACGAAGGGGAUCGGCAAGCCCACGACGCUAGGCGACGAUCAGGAGAAGUUCGGAGCUUGGAACCGCAAGAUGGAGAACUACGUGAUAGGCGUGUACGGAGAGAGCUUCCGUCCUGUUCUCCGGUGGGCGGCAGAAGCCGAACGCCCCGUGACGAUCGAAGGGGCACAGGAGGCGCACGGAGGAGUACCAGAGCUGGAGACCAAGAUCAACCAGCUGUACGCGGCGCUGAUCAGCACGACGGCGGACGGCAGCGAGAGCAACGACCUCGUGACGGGCGCACCCGACGGGAACGGUCUCGAGGCCUGGCGGAAGCUUCACCGCAGGUGGGACCCGACGACAGGUCCGAGGAAGAGGCUGAUCCUGAGGUCGAUCAUCUCGCCUCCGAAGUGCAACGCGGAAGAGCUGGGGUCCGCCUUAGAGAAGUGGAUCCAGCAGAUAGGCAAGUACGAACGCCGCCAAGGAGAAGACGGGCUGGCCGAGUUGCCGGAGGAUAUCAAGAUGGCGGCCCUCGAGAUGCUCGUGCCUCAGGACAUCGAGAACCACCUCGUACUCAACAAGCAUCGGCUCGUGACGUUCCAGGACAGCCUGAACGAGGUAAUGACGAUCGUAGAGGCUCGGACAGGCGUGAAGAUCAAGGCGGCAGGCAGCCUGGAGGAGGAGCCUGAGGCGGAGGUCGCCGCUCUGGACAUGGGCAGCUUGGACUGCCUGGAGCUCGCCAGCGGCAACGGCCGCGGCGUAGCGGCGGUCGACCUCUCCCCCUUCGUGCAGGACGACUGGAUGAAGUUCAACUGGGACAGCGGUGCAGCUGUCUCAGCAUUCCCUCGGAGCUUCGCGCCGCCGACGGGAAUGAAGGGCAACGGCAGCACGUAUCGCACGGCCAGUGGUGAGCUCGUCCCGGACGAGGGCAGCUUGCAGCUCAAGGCGGAGGACGAGUACGGAGUGCUCAGAGCGCUCAAGGGACGCGUGACGAACGUGCACAAGCCGUUGAUCUCGGUGGGGCAGGCAGCAGGAGCUGGACAGUGUUCAUUCCUAGGCCGCAAUGGCGGCUGGAUAUUCCACGAGAAGAGCCCAAUCGGCAAGCGCGUGGUAGGCAUGCUGGAGAAGGAGGCGAAGACGGCGAAGCACCAGAUGCUGCCGGUCUAUCAGCACUUCUACCUCAAGAAGGGCCAACAUGGCUCGGUUGCUCCUCUCGAGGAGGGACUUUCGGCGAAGUCGAAGUCCGAGCUGGUGGAGCUCCUCAGCAGCAAGUCGAAGGAGGAGCUGCUGGAGAUCUUCGAGAGGACAGCACCUCACGAGCCCUCUCAGAGGGAGAUCGUCGAGCACGAGGCGAUGGGACACGCGACCUACCGCAGCUGGUGUCGCGUGUGUAUUGCGGCAAAGGGCCAAGGCCAGCCGCAUCUCCGCGCACCGGAGGACGACGAGACGGCGGUGCCGGUGGUCUCGUCCGACUACGCCUUCAUGGGCCAGGACGACGCGGACACCAUGCCGAUGCUGGUCCUUAGGGAUCGACGCUCGAAGAUGAUGGCAGCGACAUUCGUGGAGAAGAAGGGCGACGACGCCUACGCCAUCAAGUUCUUCGCACGCUUCUUACGGAUCCUGGGCUACAGGAAGAUCGUCAACAAGUCCGACGGCGAGCCAGCGAUCCUGCUGGUCAAGAGGCGUGCGGUGGAGGAGGUUCCUGGCCUCGAGGCCAUUCCCCAGGAGUCGGCACCGGCCGAUCAUCAGGCCAAUGGGGAGAUCGAGGUCACGGUGCGCGAGAUCAAGAAGCAGGUGCGAGCGCUCAAGAUGGACCUGGAGUCCAAGCUGGGCGUCAAGGUGGAGGACAAGCACCCAGUGCUAGCGCACCUGCCGGAGCACGCCGCAUCGGUGAUCAACCGAUACAGGCGCGGCCAGGACGGCAAGACCGCUCUUCAGCGGCUCACGGGACGGCAGUGGAGGAAGCCGGUCCCGCUCUUCGGUGAGCGCCUGAUGGUGCGGUUCGCCGGGGAGCGCGCGAGGAAGAACGCGCUGGAGGAGCAGAUGGUGGAGGCUCGCUACAUCGGCCACCACCCGCGCGACGGCUCGAUGAUGGUCAUCACGAGCGACGGUGUGAAGAAGGCGGUCGGCUUUCGCAGCCUGCCGCAGAGCGAGAAGUGGAUCACGGCGGGCUGGGACAGCCUGAAGGGCCUGCCGUGGGACGUGGCUCCGCGUGCGGCCAGUGCGCCGCGAGCCAUCGUCGGACCGGGAGAGGCCGGUCCGCCACCGAUUGUGGUGGUGCCGCCGCAGCCGCAGGCGCCGAGGAGGAUGUGCGUUCUCAAGGCGGACGUCGAGCGGCUGGGCGCAACGCCGGGAUGCCCAGGGUGCGUCUCGAUCGCCAAGCACGGCAAGGUGCUGGCUGGCCAUGCGCACAACGCGGUGCGCAGCAAGAGAAUCUUCGAAGCGCUGGACGCUGAGGAGGCAGGCCGGGAGAGGACCGGCCAGUAUCGAGAGCGGAGGCAGGGCCAAGAGGCCAGAGUCCGCCCGGCGGCAGCGGCCGCGGCAGGGACCCCUCCGCCGAAGACGGCUCGGAGGAUCACCGAGCCGGUGGCAGCGGCGGCGUCGGCGCCGGCCGCGAGCCGAUCGGCAGCAGCGCCAGCCGCAGCGGCGCGCAUGCGAGAGAGCCAGCCGGGAGCAUCAGGCUCCGGCGUGGCGGCUCCUUCAGGAGGAGCGAGCUCCAGUUCGGGAGCAGUGAGAGCGGCAGAGGCCGCCGAGGAUGUCGACAUGACCGCGACCAGGUCGCGGCUGAAGCGCUUGGCGGAGGUGGCCCCGGAUGACGUGCCGGAGGCCCUCGAGCGCGGUGAUCCACAGCCGGCAGACGUGCCGGUACCGGUGGACAUGGAGGAUCUCGCGGCGCAGCCGGCGCCAGCGGAGGGACCUCAGCUGCCAGCUGGAGUGGCAGUCGUGUGGAACGCCAGUGAGGGGAGACACAUGCGGGUGCUCGCUCUCGACGUGGCGUCGAUCGAGCUGGUCGAGCUCGGAGUGCUGACGAGAGCGAAGGCGGAGUUGCUUCCGCUCGUUCGCGAGCAGGUCAGCGGCCAUUGGGCCAGCGUCGGCGUGGACAUCGCCGACGAAGAGGUGGACAGCAUCGCCUUAUCGGCGUUGCAGCUGGGCGCCGUGGACGUGGCAGAGGUGUACUCGCCACAUCGGUUCUCGGCUCGGGCGGCGGAGUUUCAGCUGCGCCCGGGCUUCGCGGCGGACCUGGAGGAACUCAAGGAGGACGGGGCGCCGUGGGACUUGCGGCGACCCGAGGAUGUCAAGGAGCUCGAGGAGCAGCAGGAGCGGAUGGAUCCCAUCCUGCUCACAGGGUCCCCUCCAUGCGAGAAGUUCAGCUUGCUGAGGGGCCUGAGCGCCAAGUUCAGGACCGAUGAGCAGGAGGCGGCUGAGAUGGAGGAGGCCAGACACCACCUGAAGGUGGCAGUCGACGCCUACUGGCGUCAGCUCAGGAAGCCAGGCAGGUACUUCCUGCAUGAGCAUCCCUGGAGCGCGCGAUCGUGGAAUGAGGACAUCGUCAAGGAGCUGGUCGCGCAUCCAGGAGUCUUCACGGUCAAAGGCCCCAUGUGUCGGUGGGGCAUGAAGCUCACGAACCCACGCAGUGGCCAGGAGGAGUUCGUGCGCAAGGAGACCGGGUGGGUCACCAACCACCCAGGCUUAGCCCGGAGACUGCAGGGCACUUGCAGCAAUGUGGACGGACGUGCGGAGUGGCAUCGCCACAUCACGCUCGUGGGCGGCAUCGCGCGGUUUGCGAAGGUCUAUCCACCGAAGUUGGUGGAGGCGGUGCUGGAGGAGCUCAAGGACACGCUGAAUGACGCGGGGGAGCUCAGCACCGCCCAGGUGCAGCAGUCGGGCCCAGUCCCUGUGGACGCGGCGGUGCCGCCCGGGGACUGGACGAGCUACUGGGACGACGUCAAUGGCGGCUACCUGGAGGCGGGCCUUGUGGCCCAGGCUCGCGCGGUCGAGCGCGAGUGGGUCAAGAAGCAGGAGCUGAUCGAGAUCGUCCCGAGGUCUCAGGCUUUCGCUGAGACUGGGCGUCCGCCCAUCCCACUCAAGUGGGUCGACACGAACAAGGGUGACGCGGAGAGGCCCAACUACAGGAGCAGGCUCGUCGUGAAGGAGAUCAAGGCGAAGAAGCGUCCUGACGAGCAGCUGGAGGCGUCCGAGGUUUUCUCGGCAAUGCCUCCGCUGGAGGCCAUGCGGUCGCUGGUCUCGCUGAUGGUCACGUGGACGCGGGAAGCACCGCUCCACAUUCAGGAGUCGCUUCGCAGGAAGGGCAGGAAGCCGGGCAACUUCAAGAUCGGCUUCUUCGACAUCAGCAGGGCGCACUUCUACGGGAAGGCGCAGCGGAGGAUCUUCGUGGAGCUGGAGGAGGAGAGUCGCAAGGAGUACGGUGAGGACAAGUGUGGCUUACUCCUCAAGUCCUGGUACGGCACGCAGGACGCCAGCAAGAUCUGGCAGGGCGACUACACGGAGCUGUUGGAGGAACACGGCUACAAGGCGGGCGUGUCAUGCCCAGCGGUCUUCUACAGGGAGGUGGACGAGACGAGGCUGCUGGGGCACGGCGACGAUUUCGCGGUGCUGGCUCAGCAGCAGGACAUCGACAGCUUCGAAGCCACGCUAGGCAAGAAGUACGAGUUCAAGAAGACUGCGAACCUCGGCUUCGACGAGGGCGACGACAAGCAGGCGGUCUUCCUGAAUCGGGUCAUCGAGGUCAGUGCGGGAGUUCCGCCUGGCGGUGGCCGACCCUGCCGGCAUGCGAUGAUCGAGCCGGACAAGCGGCACGCAGAGAUCGUGAUCGACGAGCUGGGUCUCAGCAAGGCCAACGGCGUGGACACGCCGAUGGAGAAGCGCAGCGCCGACAAGCAGAUGAUGGACGCGAGGUCGGCGGCGCUGGGAACGGCGGAAGCUUCGCGCUUCCGAUCCCUCACCAUGAGGGUAGCCUACCUGUCUCAGGACAGGCUGGACUUGGCACAGGCAUCGAAGACGCUCGCCAGGUCCAUGCAGACGCCGACGGAGGCGAGUUGGCUCAUGCUCAAGAGGGUUGGCCGCUACCUUAAGCGGCAUCCCAGUACGGUGACGGUCUUCACGGAGCAGAAGAUGUUCGACAAGAUCCGAGUGUACGUGGACUCCGAUCAUGCGGGCUGCGCAGUCACUCGGAAAAGUACCGGAGGCUUCGUGGCGAUGCUGGGGCAUCACGUCAUCAAGCACGGCAGUAAUCUUCAGUCGACGGUCUCUCUGAGCAGUGGGGAGAGCGAGUACUACGCCCUGGUGAAGGGCGGGAGCGUGGGCCUGGGUCUACACAGCCUCUUCGCAGAUUGGGGGCUGGACCUGAAGGUGGAGCUCGCCUCAGACUCAUCGGCGGCCCGGGGCCACGUCCAACGGCGAGGUCUCGGGAAGAUGCGACAUGUUCAAUCCCGAUACCUGUGGAUCCAGGAGCGCGUGGGCAAGGGCGACCUCUCGAUCGCCGCGGUUCCUGGUAAGAACAAUGUCGCGGACGUGCUGACCAAGAGCGUGGGUGGAUCUCUCUUGAGGAGACACAUGGCGACGCUCAACAUCUGGGAUCGGGCACCGAGUUCGACCCAGAAGGAUAUCAAGUGA